UCAAUGAAACCUACUAUUUUGCUUCUCUUUCUCUAUAGACAUCUUUAAAGUGCAUCUGAAAGAAAAAAUAUUUUUGACGUAAAUGGUUGUCACAUUAGAGGAAAGAAAGACAGCAGUAGGACUUUUAAAGCAAAGAAACUGGAAACAGUUGAAGAACAUCAUGGAAGAAACAGAGAAAAACAUGGCAACACAAGAAGGCAGAUUCUUUUCCAAGAUGAAGGUGUUCCUGAUGUCAUUAACGUGUGCAUAUCUAGCCAAAGCACUAUCAGGAAUUUAUAUGAAUUCCAUGCUCACACAAAUAGAGAGACAAUUCGGUAUCCCUACGUCUGUAGUUGGAUUUAUCAAUGGGAGCUUUGAGAUAGGAAACCUUCUGUUGAUUAUAUUCGUGAGUUAUUUUGGAAAGAAACUGCACAGACCUAUCACGAUUGGUGUUGGAUGUGUGGUUAUGGGCCUGGGGUGUUUCUUAAUGUCAUUACCUCAUUUCCUCAUGGACAGAUACAAAUAUGAAACAACGAUAUCACCUACAAGCAACGUGUCCUCAAGCGGCUCCUUGUGUAUGGAAAACAGAACCCUGCCCUUAAAGCCAACGCAAGACCCAGCAGAGUGUGUGAAAGAAAUAAAAUCAUUAAUGUGGAUAUAUGUACUAGUAGGAAAUACUAUGCGUGGAAUUGGUGAAACUCCCAUAUUGCCCUUGGGUAUUUCUUACAUUGAAGACUUUGCCAAAUCAGAAAACUCCCCUUUAUAUAUUGGGAUUUUAGAAAUGGGGAAGAUUGUUGGCCCAAUUAUUGGACUUUUGUUGGCAUCUUUCUGUGCACGUAUUUAUGUAGACAUUGGGUCUGUGAAUACAGAUGACCUGACCAUAACUCCCACUGAUACACGCUGGGUUGGUGCUUGGUGGAUUGGCUUGUUGGUCUGUGCAGGAGUGAAUAUCCUGACCAGCAUCCCCUUUUUCUUCUUUCCAAAGACACUCCCAAAGGAAGGAUUGCAGGAUAAUGUGGAUGUGACUAAAUAUGAGAAAGUUGAAAAAUAUAGAGGAAGAGCCAAAAAGGAAAACCUUGGAAUCACUAAAGAUUUCUUGCCAUUCAUGAAGAGCCUCUGCUGCAAUCCUAUUUAUAUGCUUUUCAGUGUUAUGAGUGUGCUCCAGGUGAAUGGAUUUAUCAGUAUAUUUACCUUCUUGCCCAAAUACCUGGAGCAGCAAUAUGGAAAAUCCACUGCAGAGGUAGUAUUCCUCUUAGGUGUUUAUAGCUUACCUCCACUAUGCCUUGGAUAUUUAAUUAGUGGCUUUAUUAUGAAGAAGUUUAAGAUCACUGUCAAGAAAGCUGCAUAUCUAGCAUUCGGCCUGUCCUUGUGUGAAUAUUUUAUUUAUUCCUGUAACUUUAUGAUGACCUGUGAUAAUUUCCCAGUUGCUGGAUUAACUACCUCUUAUAAAGGAGUUCAGCACCCUCUAUUUGUGGAGAAAAAUGUCCUUGCUGACUGCAACACAAGGUGUAGCUGCUUAACGGACACAUGGGAUCCAGUGUGCGGAGACAAUGGUCUAUCAUACAUGUCAGCCUGCCUUGCAGGCUGUGAGAAGCCUGUUGGAACUGGAACCAACAUGGUGUUUCACAAUUGCAGCUGCAUUCAGUCAUCAGGAAAUGCAUCUGCAGUCCUGGGGCUGUGUAAGAAAGGCCCUGAGUGUGCUAACAAGCUGCAGCACUUUUUAAUCCUGUCAGCAAUUGCCAGUUUCAUCUUCUCACUCGCAGCUAUCCCUGGGUACAUGGUUCUUCUGAGGUGUGUCAAGUCUGAAGAGAAGUCAAUUGGAGUUGGAUUACAUGCAUUUUUCAUAAGGCUAUUAGCUGGCAUUCCUGCACCUGUUUAUUUUGGCGCUUUGAUAGACAGAACAUGUUUACAUUGGGGAACUUUGAAAUGUGGUCAGCCAGGGGCAUGCAGGAUGUAUGAUAUAAACAGCUUCAGGCACAUUUACCUGGGGUUGCCUGCAGCACUAAGAGGAUCAAGCUAUCUCCCUGCAGUCUUCAUUCUGAUACUUAUGAGGAAAUUCCAGUUCCCUGGGGACAUCAACUCUUCAGAAACUGAACUUGCAGAGAUGAAGCUCACAGAGAAGGAAAGUGAGUGCACAGAUGUGUGCAGAAGUCCUAAGGUUGAGAAUGAUGGAGAACUGAAAACUAAGCUGUAAUGAGCUUUCAACUGGCCAAGAACAGACUGUACAUUUCACUUCCUUUGAAUCAUGAGAGGUACGAUAGGAACUUUUACCAUUAAGGACCUCAACAAUUAUUUUUACUUAUGAUAAAAAACAAUUACUGAUAGCAUUUUCAGAACAUUAAGGUGCUACUUAAGAUUUUCUCAGAUACCAUACCUAUGGUGAUGCACACUGAAUUUUAAAGCUUCCUUCAUUUUUACAAGGCAUUUUCUCUUUUAACUCAAUCAAGGAAAGUGUGUGUUUCCUACAUAUCUUCAAAUGGGUUUAAAAUUUUCCUAUUCCCGAAACAGCAUUUAAUUCUACUGAAUUUAUGCUUCAAUGUUGGAGGUAUUUAGAGCUGAAAAUAUAUUGACAAUAAAAGAUAAAAUAAAGUAAAAUAAGAAAUAAAUGAAAAUAAAUCAGAGCUGGAUGCAGUAUAAGAUGUUCUCAAAGACUACUCUGAUAUUCAGGAUGCCUCUCUGACUCGGUGGUCAUUUUUUUGUGUCCUCAGAACACAUGAAUAAAAUGAUAACAUGUUUAAAAGUAUAACUAUGGUUUUAUAAUAAAUUAUAAUAAAGUUGUAAAUUUACAAUUAAAAUGAAACUGUAACAUGAAUAAAAAUUACAUGGCUAUUAAAUUUCGAAAUCAGAGUAAACCUUUAAAGUGAGACCAGGCAGAGAGUUCAAUGAAAAGGGGUAUUUGCCACCAAGCCUGACAAGGAAGGUUUGAUCACUGGGACCUAUAUGGUAGAAGACAAGGACAAACUCUUGCAAGUUGUUUUAUGCCUUCUAAUCCUGUACUAUGGUGUACAUGCCCCACCCCAAAUUAUAUAUGCAGAGAGAGAGAGAGAGAGAGAGAGAGAGAGAGAGAGAGAGAGAGAGAGAGAGAGAGAGACAUGACUCUUGCUGUAAGGAAAUUUGGCUUAAU
Molecule: messenger RNA, 3103 nt
Organism: Mus pahari (shrew mouse)
Lineage: Eukaryota; Metazoa; Chordata; Mammalia; Rodentia; Muridae
Product: solute carrier organic anion transporter family member 1A1
Exons: 15
Coding region: 83-2173 (696 amino acids)
Biological process (GO): transmembrane transport; bile acid and bile salt transport; sodium-independent organic anion transport
Cellular component (GO): membrane
Molecular function (GO): bile acid transmembrane transporter activity; protein binding
Source: RefSeq, a predicted model, not a curated record